AUGAUUGAUAUAUUGCUACACAAAUUGGUACAAUAUAUAUAUUAAUAGAUAAUAAAGUCUAUUUAUGCUUCUCAAAGAAGUAUAAUGAAAUUCAACUAUAUGGUUGGCCUCACACCCUAACUGAAUUUAAUCAUGCUCUUCCUUACAUACACUACUUAUACUUAUUGUUAAGCCAAGCCUGAGAAUCCAGCAGAGCAAAUAAUUCAAUUUUCUCUCUACAUACUCAAAAGGGUGAUUGAAAAACAUGGAACUUGCUUCACCUUCUAGAAUACUAAUUGGCCUCUCAUUAGACCCAAAUGAUAGCAAGGAGCUUCUAUCAUGGACAAUAAGAGUUCUAGCUAAUCCAAAUGAUACCAUUGUUGCAGUGCAUGUUCUUGUUGUUGAGAAUAUGAAGAAACGUGUGUCGGUCAGAAAAAGACAAUCACAACUCAGACAGGCAAAAGCAUAUGUUAUAUCUGUGCUUGGAGAAUUUGCACAGACUUGUUGGUCUAAACAGGUUAAUUUGGAGGCAAAAGUGGCACUGAGUUCCACAGUAGGUGGUGGUUUAGUGGAGGAAGCAAAGUCCAUUUCUGCUGAUUUUCUUGUUCUUCGUGGAUCAAGAAACCAAACAAGUUAUAAAAUUGGAACCUCUAAAGGAAUUACCAAGUAUUGCUUUGAGCAUGCACAUGAAGGCUGUACAAUGGUCUCAGUUGGGAGAUGCACAAAGUCAGAACAGAAUGUCAAUUCAAAUUCAAUACAUUUUCAAGCAGAUAAUAGUCAACCAAAUUCAAGGCAGAACAGUUCACCAAGAACAGUACUAGAUGCAUUAGAAGGACAAUCCAACUGCACAGAAGAUGACACUUUUAGCACCAGAGCCUCAAGCAUGACAUAUACUCCUUCAUCUGGUCCUAAGAUUAAGAGAAAAUCAAAGUUAAGAAAAUCACAAUUCUCAUUCAGGUUCAUAAUAUCAUUCCUUGGUUCACCAUUCAGAAUAAAAGGCUUCAACAUGUCCAAAAAUGAAAGUCAUCAACCUUUGUUGAAGUGCUUCAGCUAUGAAAAUAUAUCCAAUGCUACUAAUGACUUUCACCAAGAUAAUUUGGUUGGAAGAGGAGGGUACUCAGAAGUAUACAAAGGUGAUAUUGGUAAUGGAGAAACCAUUGCUGUGAAGAGGUUAGCCAAAGACAACAAAGAUCCAAACAAGGAAAAAGAGUUCCUUAUGGAGUUGGGUGUUAUUGGACAUGUUUGUCAUCCUAAUACUGCAAAUUUGUUGGGCUAUUGCAUUGAAAAUGGACUCUAUCUGAUUUUCAAUUACUCUCAAAAUGGAAACUUGGCAACUGCAUUGCAUGGUUAUGGUAAAGAAGGAAAUUCACUUGACUGGCCAAUCAGAUACAAAAUUGCAAUUGGAGUAGCAAAGGGUCUCCAUUAUCUUCAUAAAUGUUGCAAACACAGAAUAAUUCACCGUGACAUUAAAGCCUCCAAUGUUCUUCUUGGUCCUGAUUAUGAACCACAGAUUACAGAUUUUGGACUUGCAAAGUGGCUUCCUAACAAGUGGACUCACCAUGCUGUAAUCCCUGUGGAAGGAACAUUUGGAUAUUUAGCACCAGAGGUGUUUAUGCAUGGUAUUGUUGAUGAGAAAACAGAUAUAUUUGCAUUUGGUGUUCUUCUUCUUGAAAUAGUAACUGGAAGAAGACCUGUUGAUUCAUCAAAGCAAAACAUUCUCCUAUGGGCAAAGCCUCUGAUGGAAUCAGGGAAUAUUGUUGAGCUGGCUGAUACAAGAAUGGAAGGUAAAUAUGAUGCAGAGCAACUGUAUAGGGUAGUCCUAACUGCUUCAUACUGUGUCAGACAAACUGCCAUUUGCCGUCCUGCAAUGACCGAGGUGCUAGAGUUGCUAACAAGUGGCCAAAACAGUGAAGUUGGAAAGAGCUGGAGAAUUCCAAAGUUCACUUCUGAUGAAUUGGAUGAUUACUCAAUGAUUUUUGGAUAUGAUGUCCCCUCAGACAUAUCUCUAGAGGAUUAUUUGUGAAUUAAUGAAGUAGUAGAUCAGAAGUUGGUUCAUUAUUUUUGUAACUUAACUUAUGGGGAGGGACUGUGAGAAUUUUAAAGCAUGAGAACAAUUAAUCUUCACAAUGCAAUCAUAAUGGAUGGUUGAGAUUAUAUUUUAACAAACAAAAAAUUGACCAUCUCUGUUUAACUGCAUAGUUAAGAUCAAUUGGUCCUAUCAAAACUUUUUUCACUAAAUAUAUCCCCUAAAAUAUGACUAUUUUUUAUUUUUUUUAUUUUGGGGUUAUUUUUGUACACUUUAAUAUGGUUUGUCUACAAGAUCAGAUUUUUUAUGAAGAUUUCAGGGAAAUUUUGUUAUUAUGAGAAA
This is a messenger RNA of Cicer arietinum (chickpea), 2347 nucleotides long. RefSeq names its product probable receptor-like serine/threonine-protein kinase At5g57670. The record is from RefSeq and is a predicted model, not a curated record. Gene Ontology annotation, molecular function: ATP binding; protein kinase activity. Gene Ontology annotation, biological process: protein phosphorylation. Lineage: Eukaryota; Viridiplantae; Streptophyta; Magnoliopsida; Fabales; Fabaceae.